Messenger RNA from Macroventuria anomochaeta, 1360 nucleotides. RefSeq lists its product as uncharacterized. NCBI's taxonomy places the organism in Eukaryota, Fungi, Ascomycota, Dothideomycetes, Pleosporales, Didymellaceae. The transcript has a single exon. The record is from RefSeq and is a predicted model, not a curated record. Bases 205 to 1341 code for a protein of 378 amino acids.
GCCGAAGGUUUUUCACAGUACUUCAGUUACAUAAGCUUCCCAUUUCCUCAAAUUCACUCCCAAACAAGUGAACGCAUCAGAGCACAGAUACAUUGAGGUCCAGUGAAAAGCAAUAAUAGCUUCUGACCGGACAAGAUUUACGGUCCACAACGUACCAACACACCGUUUACAACAGUAAGUGCACUCAACUACAAUCAUAUCACAAUGGGCGGCUUCAAGUUCAAGAAGUUCAAGCCCAAGGCUGAUAAACCCGACGAAGUCACGCCACAACAAGCGCCACCAGAGCUAUUCCACAAGCAGAUCCUCAAACGUGAGCAUGCUGAUCAUGAAGAGUUCGAUGCCAAGUCAUUCCCAUUCGAUGAGCUCAUUCCCCGCUGGAAAGGCGGGCAGUUCGAUCCACACCUCAUGAACGCUGCCACUGGACAAACGUUCACGAACAAGCAUCAUGUCAAGGGCGAGGGCGCAAAGAAGCGUUCUAGCUUCGAGAACUUCGAGUUCGCGUUCUGUCUUGAGUGGAUCAAUAGGACCGUGGAUGGCGUCACCUUUCGAGAUCGCUGCUACAACCAGUUUACGGUCAAGUCGAAUGGUUGCACCACCCACUCAAAGGUCGAGUUCAAGCAUGGGCCCAAUCAAGUCUACCAGCGUAUGAUCCAACACAGAAUCUGCAACUGGGGAAUGCUGAAGGAUCCUGAGGCUACAGUGGCAGAUGAGACCCGGGCAUGGACGUACCUCGACUGGCGUGAGCAUGCCAAAGCCCUUGCACAAGAGGAGCUAGAUAUGGCUACGGAAGAAGGUUACGAGCUUCCGGCGACUUUCCUGUCGUCACGUCUUGCAGAGUUCGAGAACUGGUGGCGAGUGGAAGAGAAGAAGGAUAAGCAGGCUGGUGGAGCGAAGGCUGCCGCUGCUCGCGGAUACUCUCUGCUGGGUACUCACACUAAUCCUCCUACGUUCAUGUCGCGUCAAGUUGGCGAAGUUGCAACGGGUGGUCUUGGCCCACUUGCUGCAGAUGGUCCACUCGGCGGUACCCGUCCAGGCGCUGGUAAUCCGCCCCCAGUUUUCUCUCAGAUAGCGCUCAACGAACCUGCUCCGGUCCCGUCUCGACAAAGUGCUAACGUCCGCCACCGAUUCGGAAAGAACACUACGAACGGUAGACCAGACCUAGAAGCCAAGCGGAUAUGGAUGCAGCAGCCCAAUGGCAAACGUCAGUCGCUAGCUCUUAAGAAUGUUGCUGCUGUGCUUCCCGCAAAUGAAAAGGAGAACUUCUUCUCAAACGGCAGGAAGGAUCGCAAGCUACGCGUUACUAGCCAGGCUGGCGGAGGCAACGGUUUCGAUGCUAUCUGAGCUCCGGUUGUCACUCCUG